UUAGGAUAAGUACAUAAGAGUGCAAAUAUAAUUUGCAAAAGGAGAAAUUCGCCAACUUCACACUCCCAUUACACGACUCAAGCGCCAUCUCCGCCAAGUCCUAUUCCCGUCACGAGCCAACUUCUAAAUUCGGCUGAAUUUUUCUCUUUCCAAUUUCGGCCGACAUCGGGUGUGGUGGCUGAAGUAACUGGACAAUUGUUCAAAAUUUGGAGUAAAAAUGUUGUCAAGACUUGUUCGACCGAGUGCCAGUAUCAUGGGGCAAUUGAGCUCCUUGAAUGGCGUGGCGCAACAAACUCCACAAAUUAACACAGCCCUCCUUGCGAGAUGCGUCUUCACGUCAAAGUCCUUGGAGAUGCCGUACAAGGAAGGGCCUGAGCGUGACCUUGUCAACUUCCCCCGUCCCAAGCGUGCCAUGUAUGCAGGAAAGGUCCGAUUCGGAUUUGUUCCUGACGAAUGGUUCACCGCUUUCUAUAACAAGACGGGAGUCACCGGACCGUACGCUUUCGGAGUAGGAUUACUCACAUACGUGCUCAGCAAGGAAAUUUGGGUCCUCGAGCACGAGUUUUGGGGUGGUGUAUCAUUUUUCAUUAUGAUUAUCUACGGAGUCAAAAAAUUUGGACCGCAAGUGUCUGCUUACCUAGACAAAGAGCAGCAGGCCCAUAUGGACGAAAUGAACUCUGGCAGGGACAACGAGAUCAAGGCCUUGAAGCAGGGGAUCGAGGAAGAAAAGAAAUCACAAGCCGCGGCAGAAGCGUCCAAAGUUUUAUUUGACGUUAAGCGUGAGAACAUCUCCCUUCAACUUGAGGCCGCGUAUAGAGAGCGGAUGAUGAAUGUCUUUAGUGAAGUCAAGAAACGCCUCGAUUACCAAGUGGAGAAGCAAAAUGUCGAGAGGGGAAUUCAACAAAAGCAUAUGGUCAAUUGGAUCAUCGAUAAUGUAAAGAAGGCCGUUUCUGCAGAGUCGGAGCAGGAAAAUCUUAAAAAAUGUAUCGCUGAUUUGAAAGGUCUUGCUGCCAAGUAGUACGCCCGUCUAUUCAAAGUUUCGUGACACCUAUAAUCUAGUAGAAAGAUUAAUUAUUUAAUAAUGUUAAUGUAAAAACACAACGUAAUAAUAAUUCGGAAAACGUAGUUGAUAUCCAAUCUCGAAUAAAUUUGAAAUGAUAGGCAGUA
Molecule: messenger RNA, 1167 nt
Organism: Folsomia candida
Lineage: Eukaryota; Metazoa; Arthropoda; Collembola; Entomobryomorpha; Isotomidae
Gene: ATPsynB
Product: ATP synthase subunit b, mitochondrial
Exons: 7
Coding region: 218-1018 (266 amino acids)
Biological process (GO): proton motive force-driven ATP synthesis
Molecular function (GO): proton transmembrane transporter activity
Source: RefSeq, a predicted model, not a curated record